Messenger RNA from Galeopterus variegatus (Sunda flying lemur), 1298 nucleotides. It is a transcript of the gene FRG1, whose product is annotated as FSHD region gene 1. Gene Ontology annotation, molecular function: actin filament binding. Bases 213 to 989 code for a protein of 258 amino acids. Gene Ontology annotation, cellular component: striated muscle dense body; nucleolus; catalytic step 2 spliceosome. Lineage: Eukaryota; Metazoa; Chordata; Mammalia; Dermoptera; Cynocephalidae. The record is from RefSeq and is a predicted model, not a curated record. The transcript has 9 exons.
AGGAAGUAGAAUUUUUUUAUUUGGGACUCAAUAUUCGGGUGAAAAAAGCGAGGGACUCUGGAGGGACUUGUUCGCUCCGGCAGCUGCAUACGUUUUCAGGGGGUCCUUUCUUCGCCUUCAUAUUUGUGCCCCCUCCGCCCGUUCCUGCUCCCGUUGCGGUAUUUUGUCCUGAGCCGGCUCCCGUCUCUUUGUGCGGAAGCCUCCGCAGAACCAUGGCCGAAUACUCCUAUGUCAAGUCCACCAAACUAGUGCUCAAAGGAACCAAGACCAAGAGUAAGAAGAAAAAGAGCAAAGAUAAGAAGAGAAAAAGAGAAGAGGAUGAAGAAACCCAACUUGAUAUUGUUGGAAUCUGGUGGACAGUAACAAACUUUGGUGAAAUUUCAGGAACCAUAGCCAUUGAAAUGGAUAAAGGAACCUAUAUACAUGCACUUGACAAUGGUCUUUUUACACUGGGAGCUCCACAUAAAGAAGUUGAUGAGGGCCCUAGUCCUCCAGAGCAGUUUACUGCUGUCAAAUUGUCUGAUUCCAGAAUUGCCUUGAAAUCUGGCUAUGGAAAAUAUCUUGGUAUAAAUUCAGAUGGACUUGUCGUCGGGCGCUCGGAUGCAAUUGGACCAAGGGAACAGUGGGAACCAGUUUUUCAAGAUGGGAAAAUGGCUUUAUUGGCCUCAAAUAGCUGCUUUAUUAGAUGCAAUGAAGCAGGUGAUAUAGAAGCAAAAAGUAAAACAGCAGGAGAAGAAGAAAUGAUAAAGAUUAGGUCCUGUGCUGAGAGAGAAAUCAAGAAAAAAGAUGACAUCCCAGAAGAAGACAAAGGAAAUGUAAAACAGUGUGAAAUCAAUUAUGUAAAGAAAUUUCAGAGCUUCCAAGACCAUAAACUUAAAAUAAGUAAAGAAGACAGUAAAAUUCUUAAAAAGGCUCAGAAAGAUGGGUCUUUGCAUGAGAUGCUUUUGGACAGGAGAGCCAAACUGAAAGCUGAUAGAUACUGCAAAUAACCGGGAUUUUUGUUUCUGUCUUAUCUUUUUGUUUUUUUCUGAAUAAAAUAUUCAGUGGAAGCGCUUUUACAGAAUUCUUGGGCUGUUAUGGAAUUAUUGCUCAACUAGUAGUUGUUGGUUUAAUUUCUUAGUUUUUAAGAUUAAUCAAGUUUAAUCUUGAUUAGUAAAGAAUGUACUUUUUAGUCAACUGUAGUGUUUCAUGUAGAAAUGAAAUUUAGAGUACACACUUCAAGUACCAGAGUUUUUUCUUCUCUGGAUUUCCUGUCAUAAAGCAUGAAGUGCUGCUCUGAUAAACUGAUGUUUCCUGUG